UUCCCCUCACCAAGUCCUUCACCUCUCCACCUCACGGCGAUGCUCGCGUCCAGGGCUUCGGCUGCCCGCAGCGUCCAGCGCAUCUCGCGCUCGUUUGCCACUGUCGCUGACUCGGCUGGCAUCAAGGUUGCCGCCGUCGACGUCGGCCAACCGACUUCCUCCGUCACGCUCCUCGUGAAGGCGGGCAGCCGCUUUGAGCCUAAGGCUGGUGUCGCGCAUGCCCUCAAAAACUUCUCCUUCAAGAGCACGGCGAAGCGCUCAGCGCUGGGUACGGUUCGCGAGGCCGAGUUGUACGGCGGCGUGUUGUCCUCAAGCCUCUCGCGCGAGCAUCUCGCAUUGACUGCGGAGUUCUUGCGUGGCGAUGAGGAGUUCUUCGUCGACGUCCUUACUUCCUUCGCGACGUCCGCCAAGUUCACCCGCCAUGAAUUCCUCGAGUAUGUCACCCCUAUCGUCGAGGGCGAGACUGCUGCCGCUCAGUCUGACAACGGCAUACGCGCGGUCGAGCUGGCGCACGCUCUCGCGUUCCGCAAUGGCCUUGGCGCCUCCCUCUUCGCCCCGUCCCAUUCCUCCGUCACGCACGAGGACGUGAAGGCGUUCGCCCAGACCGCAUUUGCGAAGGGUAACAUCGCCGUCCUUGGCACCGGCAUCGACCAGGCGAAGCUGGCCGCGCUGAUCGAGAAGUCUCCGCUCGCGUCUCUUGCCGCCGGCGCCGCGUCCGCGUCCCCCUCGUCGAAGUACUUCGGUGGCGAGUCUCGUCUCGAGGCACAUGAUGGGCCGCAGACCGUGUUCAUUGGCUUUGGUUCGACGGGGUCGCCCGCAGAGCUCGCCGCGCUCUCAGCGUUCUUGUCUGCGGAGCCGGCGGGCAAGUGGCUGCAGGGCACGUCGCCCUUGGCGGCGGCGAUCCCGACGAACGCGUCCGUGAAGCCGGUGUUCCUGCCCUACUCCGACGCGACGUUGGUGGGUCUGCUCGUGCAGGGUGAGACGGCGGAGGCGGUGAAGACCGCAGGUACGGCGGCAGUUGCUGCGCUCAAGAGUGCCGGCUCCGCGAAAGCGAGCGACCUCACCAAGGCCAUCGCGAAGGCCAAGUUCGCUGCUGCCAACGCUUUGGAGACGCGCGAUGGCCUCGUCUCGGUCCUCGGGUCCAAGGUCCUCGCUGGUUCUGAUGCGUCAUUGCAAAAUGCCCUGUCAUCCCUUGAUAAGCUCUCCGCUGACGGUCUCAACAAAACCGCGACAAGCUUGCUCAAGAGCAAGCCGACGUACGUCGCCGUUGGUGACAUUGCCGCUCUUCCUUUCGCCGACGAGUUGGGGCUUUAAUAUGGGUUCUAGAGGAUAGUGUAUAGAUGAAGUAGUAGCUGUCUACCCAUCUGCAAUGAUCCGCGAGGGUGUUCUUAAAUAUCUUAAGACAGGAUGUGAGCCCCCGGCCAGAGAGUAGCACGAAUGCCAGCCCCUGGUGUGAGGCAAGCU
Schizophyllum commune H4-8 is the source of this 1464-nucleotide messenger RNA. Its product is annotated as LuxS/MPP-like metallohydrolase. Lineage: Eukaryota; Fungi; Basidiomycota; Agaricomycetes; Agaricales; Schizophyllaceae. Gene Ontology annotation, cellular component: mitochondrion. Gene Ontology annotation, molecular function: metal ion binding. The transcript has 5 exons. The coding region runs from base 40 to 1314 and encodes 424 amino acids. The record is from RefSeq and is a predicted model, not a curated record.